AUGCCCCUGAACAACGAGUGUCCGUCCUCCACCUCCAGCGGUGAUGAGCAGGGCAGCGACGGCGAGUCGUCAUUGUCGUCAUCGAGGCGCUGCGACAGCACCGCGUCGGCCAGUGACACCGACUGCUCGCGUGAGAGCUUCACCAGCGAUGGCUCCAGCAAACACUGCACGCCCUCCUCAAGCCCUCCCAAAACACUCAGUCUGGACGAGAUCAUGGACUCGGCCAGAGGCAUCUCCAACCUCAACUUGUUCCACGAGAUAGUAGUCAAUCGCGACUUCCACCUGGAGCCGCAUAGCCUGCCCGAGGACAGUUUGUGGAAGGUAGUAAGCGAUAAUGUCCACAAGGCAUUCUGGGACAUCCUGGAGUCCGAGCUAAACGAUGAUCCACCCGAGUACCAGCAAGCCAUUCAUCUGCUGGACGAAAUCCGAGAGAUUUUGUUGUCAUUCCUCAAUCCGGGCGCCAACCGCAUGCGGACGCAGAUCCUGGAGGUGCUGGACAUGGAUCUGAUCAGGCAGCAGGUGGACAAUGACGCCGUUGACGUCGCAGGCCUCGCCGCGUACAUCAUCGACGUCAUGGGAAAGAUGUGCGCUCCCGUCCGUGAUGAGGAGAUUAAGAAACUGAGGGAGAGCACGGGAAGCACUGUGAUGCUCUUCAGGGAGAUCUUCCACGUGCUAGAGUUGAUGAAGAUCGACUUUGUGAACCUCACCAUCGACAGCCUGCGACCUGUCAUGCAAAAGCAGAGCGUGGAGUACGAAAGAGCGACGUUCCAGAGCAUUCUGGACAAGACGCCCGAUGCUUUGAACAACACCACCGCGUGGAUCAAAAUGACUUUUGAGGAGCUUCUGUCCACAAUGCCAAGCAAUCAGGAGAAAGGACAACUGUGUCUACCUGGACCUUUCCAAGUACUCAAUGCGGCCUUUUUACACAUCCUUCUGUGGGACUACACUAAGCACCCGCUACCAGAGACGUGGAUGACGGACGAAGGGCGUCUACGGGAGGUGCAGGUUCAACUGAGGCAGUGGCAAGCGGUCAACGAGGUUCUGCUCAUUGUCCAGAGCACGGUUGGCGGGCCCGUGCAGGGUGUGGCGGCCUUGUCGGAGCGCCUCAAGAGGAUGACCGCUGUACUGCUCGACCACAUGCACAAUCCGACUUUCAACCUGCAGGAGGCACUGGUGGGUGUCAGCGCUCAGAUUUGCAGUGAGCUGAACAAGUCCCUGGCAGAGAGGAGCUACCCGACGCUGACCCCCUCACUGCAGGCCACCCUCACGGGACAAAUCUGCAGCAUCGCCCACCAGGACAACCCCAUUCGCACUCUCGUCGAGGACCGCGUACAGCACUACUUCAUGACGCUCAUCUGCGAUCGCAAACCGGAAAACAGACUGGAACAAACGCCCGCCGGCCUUAGCGCCAUACGCUUAGAGUUAGCGUCUUUGGCUGCAAAGUUCCUCUCAUUGGUCAACUACAACAGGGCCGUGUACGGACCUUUCUACGCCGACAUCAUCAGGAAGCUGAUGUUCAGCAAUACCUCACCUUCGCCGUUGCCUGAUUCCACUCCUCAGGAUUCACUCACCUCUGAAUGA
Nerophis lumbriciformis (worm pipefish) is the source of this 1581-nucleotide messenger RNA. The record is from RefSeq and is a predicted model, not a curated record. Lineage: Eukaryota; Metazoa; Chordata; Actinopteri; Syngnathiformes; Syngnathidae.